This is a messenger RNA of Cylicocyclus nassatus, 2304 nucleotides long. Lineage: Eukaryota; Metazoa; Nematoda; Chromadorea; Rhabditida; Strongylidae. The record is from the annotation of a GenBank genome assembly.
UCACUCCGAGUUGUUGACUUGGAUCAAUAGUUUAUACAAAUGCGAUGAGAUAUCUGCACCAACUGCUCCGUAGUGGAGAUCAAGUUUCGUGGUCCGGCGACAGAAACGAGUCAUCGUCGGCUUUACGAUGUCGAUGGGAACGAGGCUUCUACUCGGCUUUCGCCCGAAUUCCCUCGAGAACAAUGAGCCUCGCAGGAAGCACUAUGCAAGCAUAUCGACAGCGAAAGAUUGAAAGUUUGGCGAGGAUGAGUAACAUGUCGCAAGAGGACGUUGCGACGGGCCUGCGAACUGUUCAACAAGGUUUAGAGGCGCUUCGUGAUGAACAUGGCACUGUGUGUACCACACUUGAAAGCAGCUUGAAAGGAAUAAGCGAAGAUGAAGCGCCGAUGCCUCGCGAAAAGCAUCAUCAGAUCUCCGAUAACGUUACGAGUAUCUCAAAUGGGCUAGAAGAAGUUACAAUGAUGAUGUCGAUCAUGUCUCAUUUGAACAACCUCGAAGCUGAGAAGCAGAAAUAUCAGGCACAGCGACGCCGUCUGUGUCAGGAGAACGCAUGGCUGCGUGAUGAGCUGAGUUCAACUCAAAUCAAACUUCAAACUUCUGAGCAGCGUGUUGCUACUUUGGAGGAAGAGAACAAACAUCUCAAAUAUAUGAAUUCUAUCAAGCAGUUCGAUGAUGAUAUCCAGAGCGACAUGAAGACGGCACCAUCUGAGUCAAAUGUGCCAUCGACUAAUGACACUUUGCAAGACCUUGGCUUUGGACCAGAAGAUGAAGAAGAUCUGCAAUCUAGCCAAUUCGCUCAGCCAACUCCUGCACACUCGAUGGCGGCAUCAGCUUCAGUUGGCUACGAAAUUCCGGCAAGACUUCGCACACUUCACAAUCUGGUGAUCCAAUAUGCUUCUCAAGGCCGCUAUGAAGUUGCCGUACCACUUUGUAAACAAGCGCUCGAAGAUCUGGAAAAGACUAGCGGUCACGACCAUCCUGACGUAGCGACUAUGCUGAACAUUCUUGCGCUGGUGUAUAGGGACCAAAAUAAAUACAAAGAAGCUGCUAAUCUUCUUAAUGAAGCGCUAGCCAUCAGAGAGAAGUGCUUGGGAGAAAACCACUCAGCUGUAGCCGCCACUUUGAAUAAUCUGGCAGUGCUUUAUGGCAAGCGUGGAAAGUUCAAGGACGCGGAACCGCUCUGCAAGCGUGCUUUAGAAAUUAGGGAGAAGGUGCUUGGUCAUGACAAUCCAGAUGUUGCUAAACAGCUGAAUAACUUGGCUUUGUUGUGUCAGAACCAAGGAAAGUAUGAGGAAGUGGAGAAGUACUAUAAACGUGCUCUGGAAAUUUACGAAACCAAGCUCGGACCAGAUGAUCCCAAUGUUGCGAAGACUAAGAACAAUCUCUCAUCAGCAUAUUUAAAACAAGGAAAAUACAAGGAAGCUGAAGAACUGUACAAGCAGAUUUUGACAAGAGCGCACGAGCGGGAGUUCGGCAAAAUCGGUGAGGAUAACAAACCAAUUUGGCAGAUAGCAGAAGAUCGGGAGGAGCUCAAGCAAAAGGGCGGUGCAGACGCAGGACCUAUUGCUUACAAUGACCUUGGUGGUUGGCACAAAGCCGCUAAAGUUGACAGUCCAACUGUAACAACGACCCUGAAAAACCUUGGCGCUCUAUAUCGACGUCAAGGCAAGUAUGAAGCUGCGGAAACACUAGAAGACGUGGCACUUAGGGCUAAGAAGCAGCAGGAGCCAUCCUUACGGUCAAACGACGACUUGAUGACAUCGUCACAAAUAUCCCGCAUGACGACCAGCCACUCCUCAUCAGGUCUGAAGUCGAAGUUGAUGAAUGCGCUCGGUUUCAAUCAGUAAUCAACCCGGGCAUGCCCGCUGGUCGCACGGGUUACUGUUUCCUGUCUCGCUUCUGUGCCUGAUGUCCAUUUCUGAAGGUACAUUAUACUUGUGGGCAAUUAUUGUUCGUUGUAUGUAGUAUAGUGUAAUUUAUGGUGUUGUUGUGUUUUAUUUUUCUGGGUUUCUCUUUCAAGAGAAGAUAUGCAACAUGCCUUUAUUCCGAUAAGGUUCGCUUCCUAAAGAAAGCUUACGAAUUGCAUAGUUGUUUGCGUUGUUCUUUUCUUUGGAGAAUGUCCGGUGGUUUUUGUACCAUACUAGCCUCUGUUUCGAUCUUCCUACGAGGCAACAGCUAUAUAUGCUCUGAGAGUUCACCAAGUCUAUUUGAAGUAUUGUUUUACUCCCAAAUAACAUUCAAAAAGGAAGAAAACUGUGAUAGUUUAGGUUUUUGUGAUUACGCCGCUAAUAAAUCUCAGUGGUU